Messenger RNA from Drosophila innubila, 1684 nucleotides. RefSeq names its product cytochrome P450 4p1-like. Gene Ontology annotation, molecular function: iron ion binding; oxidoreductase activity, acting on paired donors, with incorporation or reduction of molecular oxygen; heme binding. The transcript has 8 exons. Lineage: Eukaryota; Metazoa; Arthropoda; Insecta; Diptera; Drosophilidae. The record is from RefSeq and is a predicted model, not a curated record. Bases 40 to 1593 code for a protein of 517 amino acids.
CUUUAGUCACCGAAUUAAGGCUGAAGCGAAUGGUUUAAAAUGGGACUUAGCUUGCUGGUGGUUAUUGCAAUUGGUAUCCUCUUCUAUUGGCUGUACCAAAUCAACAAGGAUUACGUGGUCCUUGCUUUCUUUGCACCUCGUGUGAGAACCAAGGAUGGUCGUCCUGUGGAGAGCAUUGCUCCUGUGGCCAAAGGAAAAACAAUCUUUGGCAAUUCCUUUGAUGUGUAUGGCACAAACGAUGCGGAAUUUUUUCAGGACUCACGCCACAAGGCCAAAGAAAUGGGAACCAGCUAUCUGGAGUAUGCCUUUGGCCUAUCCGUUUACAACAUAAUUGAUGCAGAGAAUGCCGAGUUGAUAUUGAAUGAUCAGAGUCUGAUAACCAAAUCACUGAUAUACGAUUUUCUACAACCAGCUCUACGCACUGGAUUGCUCACAUCUACAGAUAAGAAAUGGCACAGUCGACGCAAGAUGUUAACGCCUACAUUCCAUUUCAAUAUCUUGGGACAGUUUGAGGAGAUAUUCAAAGCUGAAAGUCUUAAGUUUAUCAAACAGUUUCAAGGUCAAUCCGAGACUCUUAUCUCGCUCAGCGAGUUGAUUCCAAGAUUCACACUCAACAGCAUUUGUGAGACUGCGAUGGGUGUCAAGCUGGAUGAUAUGGCCGAGAAGGGAGAUCUUUAUCGACAGAACUUUGCUAUGAUUGAGAAGCGAUUUAUAAAACGUUUGAGCAAUCCCAUUUACUGGAACAAAACAAUUUAUGAGCUAAUUGGUGCUAAAAAGGAUGCUCCUCCACUUAAAGUGGUCCACGAUUUCUCUAGUGAAAUUAUUGCCAAGCGUCGUCUACUUCUCAAUGAUGAAUUGGAACAUCGUCCAAGUUCACAAGUGGCAGAUGAUGAUAUUUACAUCAAUAAGAAACAACGCUUUGCCAUGCUGGACACUCUGAUCUUUGCUGAGAAGGAUGGUCUAAUUGAUCACGAGGGUAUUUGCGAAGAGGUGGAUACCCUGAUGUUCGAGGGCUUCGAUACCACAUCCAUGGGUCUCAUAUUUUGUCUGAUGAACAUGUCGCUUUAUGCCGAUAAACAGGAGCUUUGUUUCCAGGAAAUCUCGGAGCUAAUAGAUGAUGACUUUAGCAAUCUAGACAUCAAUCAGAUUUCGAAGCUUAAAUAUUUAGAUUGUUUUGUGAAGGAAACGAUGCGUAUGUUCCCAUCGGUACCAAUGCUGGGCCGUCAAACGGUUCGGGAAACUCAACUGGCCAAUGGCUUAAUUCUUCCUGCCGGAUCUCAGAUUACUCUGCAUGUUUUCGACAUCCAUCGCAAUACCAAAUACUGGGACUCCCCUGAUGAGUUCCGACCUGAACGUUUCCUACCCGAUAACUCAAAGGAUCGUCAUACAUAUGCUUACAUACCCUUUAGUGCCGGUCAACGCAAUUGCAUAGGUCAAAAGUACGCCAUGUUGGAGAUGAAGACUCUGCUUAUUGCUGUAAUCAAACACUUCAAAAUUCUACCUCUCGUGGAUCCCAAAGACUUUGUCUUUAACAUGGGCCUUACACUUCGUACCAAUAACAAUAUUAAAGUGAAGUUAGUAAGGCGAAAAUAAUGGAUGAAAUUUGGCUCUAGCUGUUGAUGAUUGAUGAAAUUUAAUUGACUUUAAACUUGAAUGUAUUCAUAUUUAAAAAGGUAAAUAACCU